Molecule: messenger RNA, 4171 nt
Organism: Castor canadensis (American beaver)
Lineage: Eukaryota; Metazoa; Chordata; Mammalia; Rodentia; Castoridae
Source: RefSeq, a predicted model, not a curated record
AUCUCAGUUACUGAGAGGUUUUAAACUUAAGAAAUUGUUCUCCAUUUUGCUUCUAGCUCUCUAGGGCUCCUCCCUACUCAGUGCAUCCUACACCACGGCUCUGCAGUGACCUGGACCUGACUGCUAGGCAUCUCUACCCAGUUGGAGAGAGCUGGCUAUGGCUGGAGGAAGCAGAGCUAGGUUCUCCAUUGACCUGUUUGGCAGCCCUGGGCAUGCCCUCUUGGGCAGGGGUAAAGUAGUUGCUGAGGGCUAGAACCCCUGAAAUGGGUGCUAGACUUUGCCCUCAUAGCAAAGUGGCUCCUGGUUCCAUCAGAUGUUCUGCUCUUUGACCUGGGUCUGGGCUGAGUGAGGGCCCACCCUUUUCUUAUUUCCUCAGCUGGCCAGUAUCAGUCUUGUCUUGGCCUGCAGCGAUGUGGGUGGGAAAGCAACACAACUUCUUCAAAACUUUGGGCAGCUAGGCUGAGAAUUUCAGGGUUUCAGCUUUGGGUCCCUAUUUCCCACCUUGUUAGACUACUUGGGCCAGUUGUAACUACAUGCCUCCCCCAAGAGCUAUCUAGGAUUCCGUUGAGAUGUCUUUUUGUUUUUUAAUAGUAGGAGUUGUUUUCUGACCUGGGAUCCACCAUGGGAUUAAUGAAAUGAGUGACUAUGCCUUGAAAUGCUAUCAAUGAACUAUUGCAAAUAUUUGGUGUGAUUAUUACUGGGAAAUUUAGUAGAAGGGGUCUGUUUUCUUAUCACUACCCCAACAAAGAGCUUGUUCUGGAGAGGUCUCUUUUCUAUCUCUGUGAGAAGUUGGCAUGACACAGGUUCAGAGCCUACCACCAGUGGGCUCUUUGGUAAGCAUGGGGUAGAUAGAAGACCAGAGUCAGGGUGGGGGCUGAGGACCACCAGGCAGCACUGCCUCACCACCAGCUAACCAGAGGAACGCCUUUCAGGUAAUUAGGGAGUCCCUUUUAUCAGGUUCAGGUUAUCUUUUCUCCAAGGCCUCUCUGUCCCCUCAUCCUAACAACAUCCCCUGGUCCUGCCUGGUCACAUUCCUUUUCUUCCUUUGGGUCUUUCAUGCCUGCUGACCCCACACCCAUAUCCUGCCUGGGGCUACGUGUAAGAGGGGAAAAAGAAAAGGGAAAAGAAUUUUAUCAGAUAUUUUCCAGAGGGGAGAGGACUCCACCCUUUGACUCUCUGCCACAUGGUGAGGAGGAGGAGGAGCAGCAGCCUUGGGGACCUCUGACUAAUCCAGUGGUCCCCAGUGUUCCCUGUUGUAGGGCCAACCCAGCUGGCACAACCUUUGUAAACGCACGUCUUCAGCAGCAUUCCUGUUUGGCUGAUAAAGAGACUGGGGCCUCGGCUUCUUUUUCUUAUCCCUUUGGCUCCACCUCCUGGGCCUCCUCAUUCAUUUGUCCUCGUCCCCUUCCUUUCCUGAGUCUUUGUCUCCAAAAGCUGAGGGCAAGAAGUGCCAAACUCUAGCAGAUAAACUCAGGCACAGAGUCCUAGAAAAACAAAUUAAAAAGAGGAACAAAUUCUACUUCUUAAGUCUCAUUGCCUGAUUUCCUUCAGACUCUGGGCGGGGAGGCCUGGGAGGCCUUAUUUUCAGAGCUGGGUGAUUUCCCCAGCUCCUCACUCAGGGUCUUGGGCCUCCUGCUCUCAUUGACUUUGGUUCAUGGAACUAAUUGUCCUGCCCUGUGGCGAACUAAAAAUCUGAAGAUAGGGAAAAAGAGCAAAGGCACCACCCACCAAAAGAAAAUUCUCACAGUCUCUGGGGCAGAAUUUCCAUGUUUUGGGAGACUUGUGAUUUCUCUAAUGAGAACAUUUCCUCUCUUCAGAGCUGGGAAAUGAAAACACAUUCUCUACACUACUUAGUCUCAAAGGUCCUGACUGUGUGCUACAAGGAGAAAGACGAAUGCGUGGAGGGAAGAUGGAGAUUCAAACAUCCUCUGGGUUCACAAAUGUGGACAAUUCUACUGCUGUGACCACAAAGUCAUCCACCGUGGGAAUAUUUUCAACUGUUUCUACAAAUGUAUCCAAGGAGGAAAUUACAACACCAACUACCCCUGGAAGCACUAGUCCCCAAUCUGUCUCUCGGGACUGGAAUGGGACCACACCAGCCGUCUCAGAGACUACUGUCAACUUCACAUCUAACUCUGGGAUCCCUCCAGUCUCUGUGACCACAGACUCUUCUGUCCAAUCAAAGACCUCUUCGGCCUUCACAGUGGCCACCACCCUAGCCAACAAUUCAAUUUCAGAGAUGACCUUGAAGCCCAGCGUGCCACCUGUAAAUGUUUCAGAUUACUCAAUCAAUAGCACCACCGUAGUGAUGACAUCACCCCCUGAACUUUAUCCACCAUCUUCUCUUGCCCCAAGUUCCAUCAAGGGAGAAAUCAAAUGCUCAGGAAUCAGAGAAGUGAGACUUUCUCAGGGCAUCUGCCUGGACCUCAACGACACCUCCAGCUGUGAGGACUUUAAGAAGGACAAAGGAGAGGACCUGAUCCAAAUCCUUUGUGGGAGGGAGAAGGCUGACUCUGAGGCUGGGGUCGGCGUGUGCUCUUUGCUCCUCGCCCAGUCUGAAGUUAAACCUCAGUGCAUGCUAUUGGUCUUGACCAACAGAACAGAACUUUCCAGUAAACUCCAACUUAUGGAAAAGCACCAGUCUGACCUGAGAAAGCUGGGAAUCCAGGAUUUCACAGAACAAGAUGUUGGGAACCACCAGAGCUAUUCCCGAAAGACCCUGAUUGCACUGGUUACCUCGGGCAUCCUGCUGGCUAUCUUGGGCACCACAGGCUAUUUCCUGAUGAACCGCCGCAGUUGGAGCCCCACAGGAGAAAGGCUGGGCGAAGACCCUUAUUACACGGAGAACGGUGGAGGCCAGGGCUAUAACUCAGGACCUGGGACCUCCCCUGAGGCUCAGGGAAAGGCCAGUGUGAACCGAGGGGCUCAGGAGAACGGGACCGGCCAGGCCACAUCCAGAAACGGCCAUUCAGCAAGACAACACGUGGUGGCUGAUACAGAAUUGUGACUUGGCUGGGUGGGGCAAGACUGGGCAGUGUCCAGAAAAUUGGCCUCUCCCUGCCUCCGAUUAUGUGCUGCCUCUGUGCUGGAGGUAACAACCCUCAUGUCCUACCUUUUCUCACUGUACACACCUUAGGCGCUGUUCCUGGAGUCCUCUACCUUUGAGGGAAACAGGUGAACUCCUGUCCUUUAUGCAUUCAGCUCCCUGAACCGAGUCUGGAAUUCUUUGGAUAAAGGUGUGGGAUGCAGGGGAGAGGCCAAGGGAAGUUGACAACCUUGUAGCAUUUGUAUCCAGACUCCCUACCCCUUCUCUCCUUCCUGCCUUAUUACAGGAGUCCCUAGGGGGAAAGGAUGGGCUUUUCUAAGCUACAGCUUCCUCCCAGGAGGCUUUGGUUUUUACUGUUUCUUCAUUAUAUUUUCUUUCUCUACUUUAGAGAAUCCAAGGUAACUCCCUUGCAUUUGCUGCCUUAUAAUAAUAAGCCAGAAAAAUGUGUUGUCUUAAGUCACAUCCCUUGUCUGUCCUCCAAGACACUGUGGAUUUGGUCACCAGCUUCCCAGUUGUUCUCCAGUUACUUUGAGCACCGUGUGUCCCUUACAUUCACUCAUUCUCUCUCUCUCUCUCUCUCUCUCUCUCUCUCUCUCUCUCACACACACACACACACACACACCCCAUUGUACCAGCCAGUACAGGUUUCUGACUGAAACCUGGAACUGGGCUCCAUAUUUUAGAACAAACAGCUCAGUCCUGGUCUCUCAGGGGCCACAUAGAAACUCUCCUUAGGUUCAAGUGGAUGGGACCAUGGGACCUGAUCUGUAAGCUGAGCGUCUUCGACCUGUGAUCUUCUGAGGAAUCUCCAUCCAUGGCUUCUUCCUCCUGCAGCUGACUCCUGGGUUGAGCUGUGGCCUCAGUCCCCCAGCAGAUUACUAUCUGUCUCUUCCCCACUCUGAACUCCAUUACUGCUCUGCAACCCCGUGUAGUCAGAGCCCCAGAACCUCUCUCAAGGACCACAAUCAUCUUCUGGUGGUGUCCCAGGUCCUUUUCUGUUGUUUCUCCAGAGGGGUGAGCAGGGAUCCUGGUUUCAAUGACGGUUGGAAAUAGAACUUUCCAGAGACGAGAGGAUUGGGUGGUUGGUUUUUUUUCUAAAUAAAAAGUGAUAUGUGAGUACUGUAA